GCUUCAGGACCCAUCCCACUGUAGUCGGAGCUGCAGUCACUUGCCUCCUUUUGCGCACGCCUUGGAGAUAAGGAAAACGUCUGACGUUUCUCCAGUAACCUACAGCCUACAUGCAUGUUUGUGGUGCUGAAUUUAAACAGACGGGACUGUUUCACGAGACGUAAAUUGUCAUUUUGUGGGAUCAAAAUGAAACAUUUUGAAUGGCUCGUUUCCACUUGAAAUUCAAGUACGAGGGACGUUAGUAUGCAGCGCCGUCUGUGAAGUUCGGACAACCAACAGGGAUAUGUAACCGAAAUAUGACGUUUAUUUUUUGCAAACCUGCCUUGUUUUAAAUGAUCUGCGUUGAGGAAUAUGAAUGCCGUAUCAUUAAAACAUAAAGGUAGGCUACGUGUUUAGACCAGAAUACCGUUUUUGAUAGCCUAAAUAUAUACUAAGUCUUGUCCAUCAACAUGUGGCACUUUGAAGGUCCGUAGACAUUAUUAUGAUGAAUCAAGAAGAAACUAAUGAAAGGAUCAUGUGUAAUAAUUCACACUAAUAUGAAAACACCUUAUUGUUAUAAUGGAUGAGAAAUCCAAUAAGCUGAUUUUAGUUCCUAUUUUAGCUGUUCUUUUUGUAAUGAUAGGCUAUCAAUAUAUCUGUCCAGCUGGCAGCAACUCUUGCCACUUCAAUAGUGGGGAAAAAUUGAGAGGGGCCAGUAUACUUUCUACUCAAUAUCGGGCAACCGAAGACUUUUACACAGAACUGGAGGAUGACAGCCCACCGAAAUUGCUGUCAAAAUUCAACUUUACUGAACGAGACCUUCAGCGGCACGUGGAUUUCAACAUCAAAGGAGACGAUGUGAUAGUGUUUUUACACAUUCAAAAGACUGGUGGAACCACGUUUGGAAGGCACUUAGUUAGGAAUAUUCGUUUGGAGCAACCAUGCGACUGUAAAUCAGGGCAGAAGAAAUGUACUUGCCACCGACCAGGCAAAGACGAGUCCUGGCUGUUCUCUCGGUUCUCUACGGGCUGGAGCUGUGGUUUGCAUGCCGACUGGACAGAGCUCACCAACUGUGUACCUGUCAUCAUGGACAAGAAGAAAGCUCAAAAGAACAGAAGGAACUUCUACUACAUAACCAUGCUGCGUGACCCCGUCUCCCGCUACCUGAGCGAAUGGAAGCACGUGCAGCGCGGAGCCACCUGGAAGACCUCCCUGCACAUGUGUGACGGGCGCUCACCCACGCAGGACGAACUGCCCACCUGCUACAGCGGGGACGACUGGUUGGGCGUCACCCUGACCGAGUUCAUGGACUGCCCGUCUAACCUGGCCAACAACCGACAGGUGCGCAUGCUGGCCGACCUAAGCCUGGUGGGCUGCUACAACCUGUUAUCAAUGAACGAGAGUGAGCGCAACCACAUCCUGCUGGGCAGCGCCAUGAACAACCUGAAGAACAUGGCCUUCUACGGACUGACCGAGUUCCAGCGCAAGACGCAGUACCUGUUUGAGCGGACGUUUAGCCUGCGCUUCAUCGCCGCCUUCACGCAGAUCAACAGCACGCGCGCCGCCAACGUGGACCUGAGCGAGGCUGUGCGCCGCCGCAUCGAGGAGCUAAACUACCUGGAUGUGCAGCUGUAUGAGUACGCCAAGGACCUGUUCCUCCAGCGCUUCCAAUACACCCGCCAGCGCCAGCACCAGGAGGAGCGCUUGAAGAGGCGCCAGGAGCGCCGUUGGCUGCGGGAGCAGAGGGAGCAGAGAGAGCAGAGCAGGGACUCUCUCCCCAAACCACAGGUGGGCGGGGAAGGGGGGGGAGACGAGCUGGCCACCACCACCGAAGACUACACCAGCCAGGUGGCUCGCUGGUGAGGUCCCACUCCUGACCUCACACCCAGAGAUAGGUCACAGAACAGUCAGUCUCAUAUGGUACUCUCUCUCUCUCUCUCUCUCUCUCUCUCUCUCUCUCUCUCUCUCUCUCUCUCUCUCUCUCUCUCUCUCUCUCUCUCUCUCUCUCUCCCUCUCUCUUUUUCUCUCUCUCUCUCUCUCUCUCUCUCUCUUCCUCUCUCUUUCUCUCCCUCUCUCUUUCUCUCCCUCUCUCUUUUUCUCUCUCUCUCUCUCUCUUCCUCUCUCUUUCUCUCCCUCUCUCUUUCUCUCCCUCUUUCUUUCUCUCUCUCUCUCCAUCUCUCUCUCUCUCUCUCUUUUUCUCUCUCUCUCUCUCUUCCUCUCUCUUUCUCUCCCUCUCUCUUUCUCUCCCUCUCUCUUUCUCUCUCUCUCUCCACCUCUCCUCUCUCUCACUAUCUCCUCUCUUUCUCUCUCUCUCCCCCCUCUGUCUACUCCCCCCCCUCUCUCUGUUUCUGUCUACUAUCUCUAUCUAUCUCUCUUUCUCAGUUUCAGCCCUGCUAAAGUUUAUUGGUUUGUUUUGGUGCUCCUGCACUUUCCUGCCUAUCAGUCAUAGUUAGCUAUAAUCAUGCAGGUUGUGAUAACUCUAUCAGUCAUAGUUAGCUAUAAUCAUGCAGGUUGUGAUAACUCUAUCAGUCAUAGUUAGCUAUAAUCAUGCAGGUUGUGAUAACUCUAUCAGUCAUAGUUAGCUAUAAUCAUGCAGGUUGUGAUAACUCUAUCAGUCAUAGUUAGCUAUAAUCAUGCAGGUUGUGAUAACUCUAUCAGUCAUAGUUAGCUAUAAUCAUGCAGGUUGUGAUAACUCUAUCAGUCAUAGUUAGCUAUAAUCAUGCAGGUUGUGAUAACUCUAUCAGUCAUAGUUAGCUAUAAUCAUGCAGGUUGUGAUAACUCUAUCAGUCAUAGUUAGCUAUAAUCAUGCAGGUUAUGAUAACUCUUAAAGAGAACACAAUCAAAAUAUGCUGCUUAGAAUUACUUUUUUAAUUGCAAUUUAGUGAGAGUUUACAUGCACACUAAUAAUACGAUAUUAAACAGAUUAUGGCAGUAGGCAGACUAUGCGAUAGUCAUCUAAACACCUUACUCUGUGAUCAGCUUUCGGCCCUCGUGCUCACGACGUCACACUCUGUGGUUUUCCCAUGUUUGCGGAGCCCGCGCCAACAGCACUGUUGGAUCAGCUAACCUGAUGUGUUGUUCUGUUAUGAGCAUUUCAACUCUCCAAUGACAAUAUUUUCAUUCAAAUAUUAAUCUACUUCUGAUUUGAUCGUUCUGUCUGAUCACUGAGCACAAUUUUGGUCAAUUAACCUUAACCUGUGAGUGGAAUUGUUUAUGUUGUUUAGUAUUAGUAUUAAAUUAGUAUUAGUAUUACGAAUCCAUGAUCCAAAUUAGGCCUGCGCUUGGACUAAAAAGCCUGCUAAAUUAAUCAUCUCUAUUGAAAGUGCUUUUUUGACCAAGAAUACGCAGCAUCUAGUUGCGGGGAAACUAGUCCUUUGCGUUUUAAGUAAUUGUAUGAGCUAAUAAAUUAUUAUGGUUGUGUGUGUGUGUGUGUGUGUGUGUGUGUGUGUGUGUGUGUGUGUGUGUGUGUGUGUGUGUGUGUGUGUGUGUGUGUGUGUGUGUGUGUGUGUGUGUGUGUGUGUGUGUGUGUGUGUGUGUGUGUGUGUGUGCGUGUGUGUGUUUUUGUCAUCAUUGUAUAAUGGUCACGAUGUCAUUGAGCCAACACAUCCACUAUGUUAAUACAUUACCUCAUCAUUUUCAAAUCAACAUUAUGGAUACAAUACCAUGAGUGUUUUUUUUUCACUUUUCUUUCAAAAGGUUGGAAUGUGCUGUGAAUAAAUCGCCCUGACAAAAACAACAUUUUAUUUUCAUGUAGUUGUUAUCUGCUCAAACUUACAGUAGUGUGAUGUAUAUAUUGAUGCAAAAUCUGGAAAGUCUGAAAUGAAUAUUUCAAAACCUAUGAUCUCUGUGUAAAUGAAGUGAUGAAACUGGACCUAAAAAGGUCAUGUCACACUAGAUAUUGUACUGCCAUUCCCUAAUCCCUGUGAUAGGCCAUGUUGUGAAAGAGUGAUUUGAAUAAACUUCAACUGUCAUUCAAUUUAAGUGCACAUCUUUGAAUAACAGAUAAUCUUACAUUUAUGUAUUGCAAAAGAGGUUUUGUCUUAAAGGAAAAAUGUUAUAUACCAUCACUCUGGGAAGUGGUGUUUAAGGUUAACUUUUUAAAUGUAUGAAUCUGUAUGAUACUAUUCAAAUGAUUGUGUAUGAAAAGGGCAGUCUUGAUUCCAUUUGACGUGUCAUACUUUAUCAGCAAUUUUCUUGUCAGGUCUACAAAGCUGGGUGAAUACUACUUCAGAUAUUAGAAAUAAAUGCCUUGAUCAACCAUGA
Molecule: messenger RNA, 4242 nt
Organism: Salvelinus fontinalis (brook trout)
Lineage: Eukaryota; Metazoa; Chordata; Actinopteri; Salmoniformes; Salmonidae
Product: heparan-sulfate 6-O-sulfotransferase 3-B-like
Exons: 2
Coding region: 559-1842 (427 amino acids)
Cellular component (GO): membrane
Molecular function (GO): heparan sulfate 6-sulfotransferase activity
Source: RefSeq, a predicted model, not a curated record